Molecule: messenger RNA, 816 nt
Organism: Oppiella nova
Lineage: Eukaryota; Metazoa; Arthropoda; Arachnida; Sarcoptiformes; Oppiidae
Source: the annotation of a GenBank genome assembly
AUGGUUUGUUCAAAGCAUUUGUCACAAAGUGCUCAAUGUUUGCAAAACCCCAUUAGGAUAGCAGUGGUCGGGAGCGGACCGUCAGGUUUACGUAUCUUAGGUUCUCAUAAACACCUGUACAUACUCUUCAAACGGCAGGGAAAGCCCAAUCACGCCAAACCACAGCGUGGGCUAGUGGUUUGCCAAUUGAAUGUCAUCAACUCAUUCACGACCACUGCACUCAACAAAAGAGUCACUUUCAUGGGUAACAUUAGCAUUGGAUCUGACAUUAGUCUGCAGCAGAUUAGAGACAAUUACAAUGCGGUUGUCCUCUGCUAUGGCGCCGCACAGGACAGGAAACUCAAUAUAGAGGGCGAGGAUGUGUCUCAUGUGAUAUCUGCCCGAAGAUUUGUCGGAUGGUAUAACGGAGUGCCUGAUGACAGAGAUUUAGAUAUUGAUCUGAACUGCGAAACUGCGGUAAUCAUAGGACAGGGAAAUGUGGCCAUCGAUUGCGCCAGAAUUUUGUUGACUGAUUCCCAACAAAUACUUUCUAAUACAGACAUAACAAAGCAUUCAUUGGAAAAGUUGUCGAAAAGUAAUAUUAAAAAUGUUUAUAUAAUCGGAAGACGCGGACCAAUGCAGGUGUCGUUCACUAUCAAAGAGUUUAGAGAACUGACAAAACUUAUGAAUUGCAAAACCAUUAUGUCUUCUGAAGAAUGCGAUCAAAUACCACAAACAAUACUCGAAUCGCUCGAAAGACCGAAGAAAAGGUUAACAGAACUGAUAAUUAAAGUGUCAAAAGAGAGUUCAACUGAUGUCGAGAAGAAUGCAAAGAAA